Messenger RNA from Melozone crissalis (California towhee), 1293 nucleotides. It is a transcript of the gene PTX3, whose product is annotated as pentraxin 3. The record is from RefSeq and is a predicted model, not a curated record. The transcript has 3 exons. Bases 1 to 1293 code for a protein of 430 amino acids. Gene Ontology annotation, molecular function: complement component C1q complex binding. NCBI's taxonomy places the organism in Eukaryota, Metazoa, Chordata, Aves, Passeriformes, Passerellidae. Gene Ontology annotation, biological process: innate immune response.
AUGCUGCCCCGAGAGCUCCUGUCCCUGCUCACGCUGCUCUGUGCUUUCAGAGUUUCUGGCUCUGUGGUGGAUGAGGACGAUGACUACGAGCUCAUGUACGUGAAUCUGGAUAAUGAAAUCGAAGGUCCAGCUCCUGCGGCUGAGGAAGCUGCUUCCUGCGACUGCCAGCGGGAGCACAGCAAGUGGGACAAGCUGUUCAUCAUGCUGGAGAACUCGCAGAUGAAGGAGAACAUGAUGCUGCAGGCUCUGGAUGAUCUGCCCAGGCUGGAGCUGCAGACCCUGAGGGCAGAGCUGAGCCAGCUGGCCACCACCCUGGCGGGCACUGUCACCGCCGUCACCUCGCGCGUGGUGUCCCAGGUGGAGCAGGCGCUGCUGAGGAGCAGGGACCAGGCUGAGCAGGCCCGGAGGCUGCAGGAGUCGGAGCAAGGGAAGGUUCUGGAGCACGUCCUGCAGCUGAGCCACAACGUGUCGGCGAGGCUGGGCUGGCUGGAGAGCGCCUGGCGCGGCAGGGCCGAGGAGCAGGCACGGCAAACAGCCCAAACAGCCCUGCAGCAGGACAGACAGCGUGGCAGCCCAGGGGACAGCCCCAUCCUGAGCUCCCUGUGGAAGGAGCUGCAGCAGACCCGGGCUGAGCUGAGGGCGUCACAGCAAUGGGCAGCUCAGCACCUGCUGCCAGCAGGCUGUGAAACCGCAAUUCUGUUCCCCAUGCGCUCGAGGAAGAUCUUUGGCAGCGUGCACCCGACCUCUGCAAUGACCCUGAGCUCCUUCACCGCCUGCAUCUGGCUCAAGGUGACCGAGGCCCUGGACAAAACCAUCGUGUUCUCCUACGGAACCAGGUUCAACCCCUACGAGAUCCAGCUGUACCUGAGCCGCGCCUCGGCCGUGCUGGCCGUGGGCAGCGCCCAGCACAAGCUGGCUGCCACCAACGUGGUGGUUCCUGGCAAGUGGCUGCACCUGUGCGGCUCCUGGAGCUCGGAGAACGGAUCUGCAUCGCUGUGGGCACAGGGGGAGCUGGCAGCCAGCGCCUGGCACGUGGCUGGGGCUCACACCAUCCCCGACGGGGGCAUCCUGCAGCUGGGCCAGGAGAAGAACGGCUGCUGCGUGGGAGGAGGGUUUGAUGAAGCCCUGGCCUUCUCGGGGAAGCUGACUGGCUUUAACCUGUGGGACAGAGUGCUCAGCCCCGCCGAGGUGACAGCCCAGAGCACGGGGGACACCUGUGGCACCCGGGGCAACGUGGUGGGCUGGGGGGUGACCGAGGUGCUGCCCUACGGAGGGGCCCAGUACGUGUCCUAA